This is a messenger RNA of Physella acuta, 363 nucleotides long. Its product is annotated as ubiquinol-cytochrome-c reductase complex assembly factor 2-like. Gene Ontology annotation, biological process: mitochondrial respiratory chain complex III assembly. NCBI's taxonomy places the organism in Eukaryota, Metazoa, Mollusca, Gastropoda, Physidae. The record is from RefSeq and is a predicted model, not a curated record. Gene Ontology annotation, cellular component: mitochondrial matrix.
AUGGCCGCCUCCAGGUAUAGAAAUUUUCUGCAUCUUUUUGAGCAGUGGCCUCUGGACAAAUCUAUAGGAAACCGAGAUCUCGGGUUGCUUAUUAGAAAAAGGAUAUUAGAAAAGUUUCCAAAAGGCGAGGCUUCAACAAUCAACGAAGCAGAAUGUGAUGUUACUUACGUCAGUCUUCAGAAACUUGUCAAUGACCUCAGCAGAAAAAGAUGGGCGAGAGCCGUGGAUUCAAACGCGACAGGGUCAACGUACAAUGAUUUAAACUCAGCAUUGUCAGAGCAAAGCCUUAAAGAAUUCGAAAAUGAAGGGAACAAGAAAUUGUUUAUUAAACUUAAGGAAAAACUUCGACCACCUAGAAGUUAA